This is a messenger RNA of Struthio camelus australis, 1098 nucleotides long. The record is from RefSeq and is a predicted model, not a curated record. Lineage: Eukaryota; Metazoa; Chordata; Aves; Struthioniformes; Struthionidae.
AUGAAGUGUGAGUGGCAGCGGUGUCUAGUGGAUGCUCUUCUGCCUUUGCCGUGGCCCCCCGGCGCGAUGCAGGCGGCCGCGGGGGGUCCGGGGGGGCGGCUGGCCGGGAGGGAGACCGGCAAGCCAUCCGCCACGGAGGCGUCGAUGCUGGCCGUGGAGCCCAUCAACGAGCUGCUGCGCGACAAGUGGCGCAAGUUCGGGGCCGUCUCCUUCUACAUCAGCGUGGUCUCCUACCUCUGCGCCAUGAUCAUCUUCACCCUUAUCGCCUACUACCGCCCCAUGGAAGGCACCCCCCCCUAUCCGUACACCACCACCGUCGACUACCUGCGCCUGGCGGGCGAGAUCGGCACCCUCUUCACCGGCGUCACGUUUUUCUUCCCCCAGAUCAAGGAUCUGUUCAUGAAAAAGUGUCCGGGCAUCAACUCCUUCUUCAUAGAUGGCUCCUUCCAGCUGCUCUACUUCAUCUACUCAGUGCUGGUGAUCAUCACGGCCGGGCUCUACCUGGGCGGCAUCGAGGCGUACCUGGCUGUCAUGGUCUUUGCGCUGGUCUUAGGCUGGAUGAACGCGCUCUACUUCACCAGGGGGCUCAAGCUCACUGGCACCUACAGCAUCAUGAUCCAGAAGAUCCUCUUCAAAGACCUUUUCCGCUUCCUCCUGGUCUACUUGCUCUUCAUGAUCGGCUACGCGUCAGCUCUGGUAUCUCUCCUGAACCCGUGUCCCAGUGCCGAGUCCUGCGACGAGGAGCCGUCCAACUGCACGGUGCCCACCUACCCCUCAUGCCGGGACAGCCAGACCUUCAGCACCUUCCUGCUGGACCUCUUCAAGCUCACCAUUGGCAUGGGCGAUCUGGAGAUGCUCGAGAGCGCCAAGUACCCUGGCGUCUUCAUCAUCUUGCUCGUCACCUACAUCAUCCUCACCUUCGUCCUCCUCCUCAACAUGCUCAUCGCCCUCAUGGGAGAGACCGUGGGCCAAGUGUCCAAGGAGAGCAAGCACAUCUGGAAGCUGCAGUGGGCCACGACCAUCCUGGACAUCGAGCGCUCCUUCCCGGUGUUCCUGCGGAAAGCCUUCCGCUCCGGGGAGAUGGUCACCGUGGGGAAG